Epinephelus lanceolatus (giant grouper) is the source of this 472-nucleotide messenger RNA. Lineage: Eukaryota; Metazoa; Chordata; Actinopteri; Perciformes; Serranidae. The record is from RefSeq and is a predicted model, not a curated record.
UAACUUAAGGAGGCAAGAGAUGGUUAGCUUAGCAUAAAGACUGGAAACAGGGGGAAACAGCUAUCCUGGCUUGCUUCAAAGACAAAAAAGCCACAUACCAGCUCCUCUAAAGCUUACUGACUUUUGCAUUAUGUCCUGUUUGUUUCCUCCAGGCUCAGACCACAUUCGUGAGAAAGAUGGUUUGUGGUCGGUGUUGAUGUGGUUGUCCAUCAUGGCUGCCAGGAAACAGGGUGUUGAGCAGAUUGUCAGAGAACACUGGGCCAAGUUUGGACGUAACUACUACUGCAGGUUUGACUAUGAAGGCCUGGACCCGCGUGCAGCCUUUUACCUGAUGAGGGAUCUGGAGGGAGUCAUCUCAGACAAAGCUUUCACCAGCCAGAAGUUUGCCGUGGGAGACCACAUAUACAGCGUGGAGAGGGCCGACAACUUCGAGUACAUCGACCCCGUGGAUGGAUCAGUGGCUCGAAACCAG